GCAACUUUCUCCUCUACACCCCCCAUCAUCAUCUCCCACACUUUCAAACCAAAAAAGUCGUCGCCAUUAUGGCCGGCGGUGGAAUUCCAACCGCUCCCGGCGGUGAUAAAGCUUACCCCGGGAACCUCACUCUUUAUGUCACCUUCACCUGUGUUGUUGCAGCCAUGGGUGGUCUCAUUUUCGGUUACGACAUCGGAAUCUCCGGUGGAGUGACGGCGAUGGAUCCGUUUUUGAUGAAGUUCUUCCCGUCGGUGUACCGGAAACAGUCGGCGGAUACGUCGACGAACCAGUAUUGUAAGUUUGAUAGUCAGACGUUGACUAUGUUUACGUCGUCGUUGUAUCUGGCGGCGUUGUUGUCGUCGUUGGUGGCGUCGACGGUGACUCGGAAACUUGGCCGGAAACUUUCGAUGUUGUUCGGCGGUGUAUUGUUUUGCGCCGGUGCAAUGAUUAACGGUUUUGCUCAGGCCGUUUGGAUGCUUAUUGUUGGUCGGAUCCUUCUCGGGUUUGGUAUCGGAUUUGCCAAUCAGUCUGUCCCACUAUACCUUUCGGAAAUGGCACCGUACAAGUACCGAGGGUCGCUCAAUAUCGGAUUCCAAUUGUCGAUCACAAUUGGAAUCCUGGUGGCGAACGUGUUGAAUUAUUUCUUCAACAAGCUGGAUGGGAAUCUGGGAUGGCGGUUGAGUCUCGGGGGUGCGGUGGUCCCCGCGUUGAUUAUCACUGUAGGGUCCUUGAUCCUCCCUGAAACCCCUAACUCGAUGAUUGAGCGAGGUCAGAGUGACGAGGCGAAAACGAAGCUUCGUAGAAUUCGAGGGGUUCAUGAUGUAGAUGAGGAGUUCAAUGAUCUUGUUCACGCGAGUGAAGAAUCGAGGAAGAUCGAACAUCCGUGGAGGAAUUUGUUGCAAAAGAAAUACAGGCCGCAGUUGACUAUGGCUAUAUUGAUCCCGUUUUUCCAACAACUGACUGGGAUAAACGUUAUUAUGUUUUACGCUCCGGUUUUGUUCAAAACCAUCGGUUUUGGUAGCGAUGCUUCGCUUAUGUCUGCUGUGAUUACCGGUUCCGUAAACGUCCUAGCAACUUGUGUUUCGAUUUACGGUGUUGAUAAAUGGGGACGCAGAUUUCUUUUCCUCGAAGGAGGCACUCAGAUGCUCAUUUGUCAGGUUGCCGUUGCGGUUUUCAUAGCGAUCAAAUUCGGAGUAAACGGAGAUCCGGGCGAUUUGCCCAAAUGGUACGCCAUAGUGGUGGUGCUCUUCAUAUGCAUAUACGUUGCAGGGUUCGCAUGGUCGUGGGGCCCACUAGGGUGGCUCGUACCCAGUGAAAUCUUCCCCCUCGAGAUCCGAUCUGCCGCCCAGAGUAUCAACGUUUCCGUUAACAUGAUCUUCACGUUCAUAAUCGCUCAAGUGUUCUUAAUGAUGCUCUGCCACCUGAAAUUCGGGCUUUUCCUCUUCUUCGCCUUUUGGGUUGUCAUCAUGACGAUUUUCGUGUAUUUCUUCUUACCGGAAACGAAGAACAUUCCGAUCGAAGAAAUGGUGAUCGUAUGGAAGAACCAUUGGUUUUGGUCGAGAUUUAUGGUGGAUGUGGAGUAUCCGAACGGAGUUGAAUUAAGCAAAGGAGGCGAUGUUGUUAAAAAAGUAUAACUUUUUUCCCGAAUUCAGUUGUUGUAUUGUUUUAGAGAUUUGUACGUUGUCUAUUAAUAGUUACGUCUUAAAAGAUCGACUCAAAAAAAGGGUUUGACUUUUUAAAGUCCUAGUAAAUAUAAAUUGGUUAAUGGUGUUAAAAAGGGUAAUGUGUAAUUUGGCUCUUGAAUAUUUAUUGUUUAGAAUAUUUAUUUUAAUGGAAAUAUCCCUUUUUAUAGUGC
Molecule: messenger RNA, 1855 nt
Organism: Cynara cardunculus var. scolymus (artichoke)
Lineage: Eukaryota; Viridiplantae; Streptophyta; Magnoliopsida; Asterales; Asteraceae
Product: sugar carrier protein C-like
Exons: 4
Coding region: 69-1634 (521 amino acids)
Biological process (GO): monosaccharide transmembrane transport
Cellular component (GO): membrane
Molecular function (GO): monosaccharide transmembrane transporter activity
Source: RefSeq, a predicted model, not a curated record